AAGGAAUUUAAAUUAAAGGAACCAAAAUUCAAUAUUUGUCUAGAGUAUGGCUUAUUUACAAAGUUGUCAUUUCGUCUCAUUUGGUUUCCUGAAAUUGUUAGUAAACACGGGCUCCUAUGUAGACGUGUUUGGAAAUGUGGCUAGUUUGUGGAAAUCUUACUGUACUUUGUUUGUUGCGAAAUCAGAAUAUUUAUAGUAAUGUGUGUAAAUUUUACAGUAGAAAGGUUCUUCGUGAAAAUUUUACGAGGCCACGCAAUCCCGGAUUGCAGAAACAAUUAGAACUAUACAAAACGACCCAACCUGUUGGCAAAGAAGAGCCUAUUGAUGAAAAUUUUGAAGACGAUUUGGAAUCAGAUUUCAUGGAGUCUGGGAAAAUGUAUGAACAACACGAAAGGGAACAGCAUCAUCAGAGAGAGUUACGGCACCUGAAAAAUGUUGGUAGGAAAUAUUUCAAAGAAAAGAAAAAUCCUAGCCUGUUGACAUGGGGAGAAAAAGAACAGAUAAGAUACUUGCAUGAGAUGGACCCUGAGGAAUGGUCAGUUGAGAGAUUGGCUGUUAGUUUUCCUGCCUCAGAAGCCAUAAUUAAGAAAGUUCUGAAGUCCUCAUGGAAACCAGAAAGUGCAGCUAGCAUUGUAAAACACGAUGCUAACGUGAAAAAAAACUGGGAACUUCUAAGAGAAGAGAAAUUGGACAUCAGUCCCAAUUUGAAAGCUCACGUUUCCAAAUUUACUUCACGACAGGAUCUAAUAACAUCAGAAGAAUCUGUGAGUGCUGUCAUUGCAAGUCCACAAAAACCAAGAGGCAGGGUUCCAGAAUUUGAAAAUAUCAUAAAGCAAUACAAUGAUGUGAUAGGAGAGAAAGAUCAAACUAAAAAUGUGUUUCAUGAUUCAUUCAGUCCUGUAGUCAAACAUGUGCGUAACUCUCGAAAACUCUCUGAAGGAAACUCUGUGAGUACUGAGAAGAUGCAUAUCUCGUGGAGUGAGUUCAAAGGUGAAAUGAAUUAUAAUGAAGGAGAUCAAGAUCCAGGAAAUGAAGUAAUCCAUCUUGAAGACAGCUCAGCAGUGGAGUUUCGAAUGAAAAACACUAAAGUGAAAAAACAUGUGUCUGUAAUGAGCCAACUGGAAGGAGUUAAUGACAGUACUAUCUUGGAGAAAAUAAAGAUACCAAAGAACAAGUGGCAGGCUGGUGCUACUUACAGAGUGAAAGACUGCUACUAUGAUGAUGAUGGAAGGUUUUUGUAUAGAGUGCCUGGUAUGAUUCAUUAACAAGGGAAGCAAGUGAAUUCUUUAGUUGACAUACAUAGUGUAAUUUAUCAUAAAUAGUUAUAUAAAAAAAAUCUUUCAAGCCA
Messenger RNA from Bacillus rossius redtenbacheri, 1348 nucleotides. Its product is annotated as neugrin. The coding region runs from base 135 to 1265 and encodes 376 amino acids. The transcript is spliced from 4 exons. NCBI's taxonomy places the organism in Eukaryota, Metazoa, Arthropoda, Insecta, Phasmatodea, Bacillidae. The record is from RefSeq and is a predicted model, not a curated record. Gene Ontology annotation, cellular component: nucleus.